UGGGAAACGGUGAUGGAGGCGACGAAGGCCAUGGCGAGCGAGCGCGGUGGCGAUAAGAGAAACGACGACGGAGAGAUGAAGAGAAGGGAGAGCGAGCGCGGCGAUUAUUUUUGUCAUAAAAAAGGCCAUCACUAUCGUUGGUAGCGGUUGAUGCCAUCCACCGAUGCUUUCUCUGGAGGUGAAGAUGUACAUAUCGAAGGGAGAAGAUGGUCAUUCAACACGGAAGAACUAUGACUUUGAAAAGGUGUGGGAAUAAUUGAGAUGCUUAACAUACUAGAAUUUGAGACCCGGCUUGAUACGAGUCAGCCUUCUGGAUCUCUUCUAAACGACUAUGAAGGUCGACGAAGGAAGCUUGGCGAUGAACUAAGACGAAGGAGCAGGCUUCUCGGCGGGUUUAUUCGAUUCUAUCAAUUGGUCAGAGAAGAAGGAAGAGGAGCGCCGUACAAGAGGAUAGAACAAGUUUUGGUCACGACGACUGCCCAUCGAAGACAUAUCGAAGUAUAAUGGAUCAAGUUGAUGAUGUUGAUGUUGUUGAUGUGAACUCAACUGUGAACUUCACUCCAUUCUUGAGCACUUGCUUUUCUUCUAAACAAUGGAUUCCAGCUUUCCUCCUGAUUGUACACCUGUUGUUGGUAUGACUUCCUCUUCCUUAGGAGAUGCUAAGCUCUUUUACAAUCAGUAUGCUUCGAUGUGUGGAUUUGAAGUGCGGUUAGGAAGUGAUAAUAAACAUUGAGAUGGUACUGUUUUAAGGAAAUAUUUUCUAUGCAACAAACAAAGUUUUAAAGAGGAUAGUGACAAUAACCAAAAGCAUGUGCUUAAAUCUGAAAAACAGAAAUCUGGUAAAAGUGCACCUCGCCGAACUGUCCUAAAGAGAACAGGCUGUGGUGCUUGUAUGAAAGUCCGUUUUUCUUCUUUUGGUUCUUAUACAGUAUACCAGUUUCAUGAGCCACAUACACAUGAGUUUACUACUCCCAAGAGUCAAAUGUUUCAAAAGCAAAACCGUAAUAUGACUGUGGUUCAUAAGAAAUUUAUUUUUGAAAUGUGAAGCUUAACAAGGGAGCAAGUUUGUCUUUUCAUGUGAUGAAAGAACAUGUCGGUGAGUAUGCAAACAUUGGUGCUUCUUUAGUUGAUUUUAAGAACUGUUAUCGUGAUUUGAAGACAUAUGUUAAAUAUGGAGAUGCGCAUAUGUUUAUUGAGUCUUUUAAGCAAAAGGUUGCUCAUUCAAGUGGUUUCUUUUUUGAUUAUGUUGUUGAUGAGACUCAGAGAUUGACUAGAGUUUUUUGGGCAGAUGCAUUAUGUAGGAAACAUUAUGCAUUGUUUGGUGAUAUGGUUACUUUUGAUUCCACGUUUUCUACGAAUAAAUAUUCUAUGGUUUUUUCACCUUUUACUGGGGUAGAUAACCAUCGUAAAUGUAUUACCUUUGGGUCUGCUUUGAUUGCUAAUGAGGAUGAUGAUUCAUAUACAUGGGUUUUUGAGACAUUCUUGCGGUGUAUGGGUGGUUGUCAGCCUAUAAGUAUCGUGACAGAUCAAGACCCUGCUAUGAAAAUAGCUAUACCCAGAGUUUUUGAC
This is a messenger RNA of Cuscuta europaea, 1569 nucleotides long. The record is from the annotation of a GenBank genome assembly. Lineage: Eukaryota; Viridiplantae; Streptophyta; Magnoliopsida; Solanales; Convolvulaceae.